GUCUGUUAGCACAUCAGUGAUUCGGAUUAAAAGCAAGUUGAACACAAUGCAGUCAUAAAACACUCAUUUGACUUAGCUGACCCCUGACCUCCUAACUGUUAAUCAAACCUCUCACUGUCUUACGUUUAUCGUUAAUUUAUACCACUAGUCGACGGUGUGACACCGAGGAUGUGUAUGCAGUGCACUCAUAUUUCCUUUGUUGUUUCCUUUCCCUCAGGUUCUCUAUCAUUCGACAAUUUCAAUGGAAGAAACCAGAGCCCAGCCCUCUGCCACUGGAUCUAAUCCAAAGUGGUAAAGUGAUCCUUCAUAACCUGCUGCUUUCUCACCACACCCCUGCAAAUGGAAGUAACUUAACUAUUUCUAAAGGACAGGUGGAGAAUAAAACAGAAAGUCCAGACAUGCAGAACGGUGGUCGUAGGCAUGUAAUAAUAAUGGCCACCACACGAACAGGCUCCUCAUUUGUGGGGGAGUUCUUCAACCAGGAGAAGGAGAACAUGUUUUAUCUGUUUGAGCCUCUGUGGCAUGUCAUUAACAGGUAUUCCUUACUGUCAGAUCAAAUUAACUGGUUCAUGAGGAAAUCCUUCCAGGACGUACUUCAAGGACUCUUCCACUGUGAUUUCUCUCCUAUGGAGAAGUUCAUUAAGCCCACACCUGUGGACCACAUCACCCAAGUUCUUUUUCGCAGAGUGUCAAGUUACUCACUGUGUUCAGAUCCUGUUUGCACUCCUCAAGUUAAACGUGAUUUCCAAAGUUUCCCCUGCAAGAUGAGGCACUGUGGGCCACUGAACCUGACCCUGGCAUCUGAAUCGUGCCGAUCUAAGAAGAACGUGGUGAUUAAGACUGUCCGUGUGGAGCAGCUGGACACAUUGAGGCCCUUGGUGGAGGAUCCUCAUCUGGACCUAAAAAUUAUCCAGCUGGUGAGAGAUCCCCGGUCACUGUUAAUCUCCAACAUGGUGACCUUUUUCUCAGGUUACAAGGCGUUGAAGGCAUUGGCGGAGUAUGGAGAGGAGAGUGAAAAUAAAACUGAGGUGAAGAUACUCAAAGGAAACUGUGACAAAAUUAGAGCGUCUGCAGAAAUGGCCCUGAGUCGACCUCCCUGGCUGAAAAACAACUACAUGUUGGUACGUUAUGAGGACGUUGCACGUGAUCCUGUGAAGAAGGCAGAAGAAAUGUUGACGUUCGCUGGAAUACCAUUCAGUCCACAAGUGCGGGAGUGGAUUCUGGCUAACACACAGUCCACAGAUCAACACAGCGGCGCUUACUCCACCAAGAGAAACGCAUCAGAGCAGAUAGAUAAAUGGAGAGUGAACAUUCCCUUACCUGUGGUUCAGUUGGUGCAGAAAGUGUGUGGACCGACCAUGGAACUGUUCGGGUACAAGUUUGUAGAUGAUGAAAAGACUCUGCGCAACACUUCCAUUAGCCUGCUGGAAGAUACAUCGUUUCAUUAGUUUUGGAAUUAAGAAUAAAGCAGGGGAUUGGUAAUAAUCAGGUGCGGUGAAAAAAAGGUUCAUUAGCAUCAUUGGUGGAUUUGUUAAUGUAAUUAAAGGUAGUGUCUGUCAAGUAAUGAUGUACAAUUUGUGUCACUGUAAAAAGUGACCAUAAUUAUUUUUUUUUAAUGAUAAUGGUAAUUAUUUAUAAACCACAGAUACUCAGAAACGGAUCAUUCAAAGCAGACAGUCAGUUUAUGUCAUUGUUGCAAAUUUAAACUUCAGGUCAUUCCAAAGUCUCCCACUACCCCAACGUUCAGAAGAUAUCUGUAAAUGUGUGUAUAUAAAUAACUGGAAACAUUGUCUCUGUCACCUACCAACACGGACACGCUCAGUUAAAACUCACACUCUGACUAUUGAUCUAAGUCAUUUAGCCUGUUGACUUCUAACAGUAGGUGAUAUUUUUUUAAAUGAUCAUCGUCUCUGUUUUUUAUGACGAAGGACAAACACCAUAUUCAAAUAAUCACUCUGCAGUUCCCACAGCUCUCUCCACUCUUUUCAGCAAACACACAAACCAACACUCUC
Cynoglossus semilaevis (tongue sole) is the source of this 2012-nucleotide messenger RNA. Its product is annotated as carbohydrate sulfotransferase 3-like. The record is from RefSeq and is a predicted model, not a curated record. Gene Ontology annotation, molecular function: chondroitin 6-sulfotransferase activity; N-acetylglucosamine 6-O-sulfotransferase activity. Bases 399 to 1448 code for a protein of 349 amino acids. Gene Ontology annotation, biological process: N-acetylglucosamine metabolic process. The transcript has 2 exons. Lineage: Eukaryota; Metazoa; Chordata; Actinopteri; Pleuronectiformes; Cynoglossidae.